Priapulus caudatus is the source of this 1284-nucleotide messenger RNA. Its product is annotated as DOMON domain-containing protein FRRS1L-like. The record is from RefSeq and is a predicted model, not a curated record. The coding region runs from base 111 to 800 and encodes 229 amino acids. The transcript has 6 exons. Gene Ontology annotation, biological process: regulation of glutamate receptor signaling pathway. Lineage: Eukaryota; Metazoa; Priapulida; Priapulimorpha; Priapulimorphida; Priapulidae.
UCUAUCGGCAGAGCGCCGCUGUCCUGUCGGGAAUAAUCUUCGGGAGACUCGCAGUAACAACACCUAUAUAAUAAUAUAUUUAUACUAAGGGUUUGCAGAACUUGGUCACGAUGGUGCAGUUUGUUGGAGAAGUCAUCGCGCUCGCUCUCUUCGCGACAGCAGUAUGCGGGCUGGACUUUGGGGGCUGUGGUAAAACAAAGGGCUGUUUUAGGUAUGGGGGAAAUGGGUGUACGCCGAGUACGUGUGAUUAUGCUGCCACCUGGGUGGUCGACGCGACCGAAAACACCGUCGAGGUGGAUAUGACAGCGGCUCUCACGGCAGACAAUGGUUACGUGGCGUUCGGCUUCAGUGUCGACGGCCUAAUGCCGAGCGCCGACGUGUACGCUGCCACGAACUAUCAGAAUAACGUCGAGUUAAAGCACUACUCCAACCCAGCCGCCACGGCAAACAGCAACCAUCCUGCUUCCGUGCUAGUCUCCACGACGCCGACUUCAGUCACGAGCAAAUCCUACAGCGAUGGAAGAAUCAGUUGUCGUUUCACGAGACCGCUGAAUGGAGCCGGUGUCGUUAACGGAAACACCUAUGACUUAACUGAGAGCUGGUACUUCCUCUACGCGUACGGACCUCUCAGUGGAGACGGCAAUCUGGCCAAACACUACAUCGAUCACACGCCGACGUCCGGCAAGAAACAACGGCUGAUCGAGUACGACGACCAGCUUCUGUACAGCACGGCCCACCACACCAGCGCCACGGUAACAUCCAUCGCCGGGCUGGUGGUGUUCGCGCGCCUGCUCAACUGAGCGCAUGCGCAGCGUGUUCGAUCGUUGUGCGCGUGUAUGGUUCGGCAUCGUACUUAGAAAUAAGAAUUUGUAGAGCGGUAGAAAUAAUUUAACCGCGAUUAAAGUAUGUGUAACAAUGCUCAAACAAUUUGUGAGGGUGAGGCACGCUCGCAAACACGGGCACAGUGACUGACAGAAAUACACACCUCCGUCGAUUGGCUCUGCCGCUUAUAUAGGGUGCAGCAUCGCGGAUUAGAACAGCAGCGACUGUUCUAUUCAUAUUAUUUUUUCUUUUGCUUCGAUUCAGAUCCUUAAUUAACUAUCAUUCUUACCGUUAGCGCUGUUGUCCCUGACGGCUGUUUGAUUUUGACCCCAAGGCGCGGUUACGUUCAAUGACUAGAUGCAGGAAAUGUCGGGUAUAGUAUAGGCGACGCUAAGCAAAUGAGAGAGAGAGAGAGAACAAGAAUGAGGGGAAGAAAUAGACAGAGAGAGAGAGAGAACAAGA